Molecule: messenger RNA, 1635 nt
Organism: Leptonychotes weddellii (Weddell seal)
Lineage: Eukaryota; Metazoa; Chordata; Mammalia; Carnivora; Phocidae
Biological process (GO): regulation of signal transduction
Molecular function (GO): protein phosphatase inhibitor activity
Source: RefSeq, a predicted model, not a curated record
GCGGGGCGGGGCAGCUGAGAGUGGCCCCCGGGUGGGGCCAUGGAAAAGCAGGAGGCUCCGGGGGCUGCUGGCGGCCUCAGUGGGGAAUCCCCGGGAGGGGCAGCCAAGGGUGUGCCAGGAGGAAUCGGAGGAGUCGAGGCACACGCCGGGCCGCCCUCCGGUGUCAUCCUGUUUCACGGUUCUGGGACCUCCCUGCACUCUGGGGGAGUCGUAACUUGCUGUCCUGGUUCUAGCCGACCCUCCGGGGGGGCAGCAGUCCUCGGUUCCGGGCCCUACCAGCACCCUGCGAGGGUUGCAGACCUCAGCGCUGGGUCCGGCACAUACCCUGACGGAUUAAAUGCCCCCUUCCCUGGAACCAGUGUAUGCAGGACCUGCCGGCCCCGGUCCGGGUGUUCUGGGGUGUUCAACUCGGAAUGCAGUCCACCGCGCUCCGAGUCAACUCUCUUGCACUCCCACAAACCUUGUGAGGACCGGCCCCGCAGCAUCCUAAAAACCAGCACCUCCAUCUUGAUGCAGAAAUCCCCCAGGGCAGAGAAGAAGAAGUCCCAGCGGUGGGAUGAAAUGAAUAUCCUGGCCACCUACCACCCCGCUGGCAAGGAUUAUGGAUUUAUGAAGGUGGAUGAGCCCAGCACUCCCUACCACAGGCUGCAGGACAGUGACGAGGACCCGCCUGGGGCAUCUUCUCGCUCGGUAACUCCCCAGGCACUGGCGGAAAGGUUUGCAACAAUGGACAAUUUCUACCCCAAGGUCCUGCAGUACAGCGAUAACAGAAGCUCGGGGUCUUCAGACAGCUUUUCCAAGACACGCUCCAGUGAUUUUGACAAGCACCGAAAGUCACACUAUGAUGAAGGAAAGUUCCUCAAAGCUCAGAGAAAUCUUCCCUUCAGUAAUAACAAGCACAACAACGAGGCCAGCACCAGUAUGGGCCGUGGCAGUCGGGGCGCGAUGCUGGACCCGGAGCCCAGGCCCGUGGAGAGAGGCUGGACGGGAGGACUGGCCAGAGGAGUCAAAGAUGAGAUUGGCCUGGUGACCAGGAACCACAUCCCAGAAAUCAAGGAUUCCCCUGUCUUCAGAAAUCGGUCCCCACCUUCAGCCACCAUCGUGUCGGACCAGGAGAUUGAUCUGCAACGCAAGGAGUAUUACAGCAAAGGAAGGUACCUCAGGUGCUCUCCCCACCCGGAGCUCGAGGAGGACACGGAAGAUGAGCCUGAGCAGCAGGACACCUCUGCAAAUUUUAACUGGGUGAUUGAGAAUCCCAUAAGCACUGAAGUCCGUCUGCUGGACCACACAGAAAGCCCCGUCCAGGAUCCCCGGACCCCCGAAGAGUCCCUGGCAGGGACAACAUCGCAGCCUGGUGCUGCCCUGUCCUCCAGAGACAGAGCAGAGUCGGGCUGGUAUCAGUGGCGGGUAUCCAAGGGGCUCAACUGGCGAAGCCCAGAAAGCUUGGAGAAGGAACCUGGAAGCAGCCCACACUCCCCACACCAAAACCAAUGCAGACACAAAACCCUGUGGCUUCGAUGGACUCAAGAAGAGGGAAGCAGACAAUGGAAAAUGUAGCCAGCUGGGGAUGGGGUGGGGACCAGCCUCUCCCAGCCCUCACCGCCCUCGAGGUGGGCAAUAAAGAGAAGUGCAGGA